CUGACCGUCGUACAGUCUGAAAGCGACGGCGGGAGCGAGUUGACCCUCAGGUGUUUUUAUGAUGCUGGUGCCACCAGAUAUGCUGGCGGCCCAGUCGAAAAUGUUGUACCAAAUUAAUAAGUAUUACGGGGAACGGGUGCAGACGAGAAUGGGUACAAUUGCGAAGACGAUACGCGAAGUUUGCAAGGUGGUGCAGGACGUACUGAAAGAGGUGGAGGUGCAAGAGCCGCGAUUUAUAUCGUCGCUAACUGAAUGUAACGGUAGAUACGAGGGUUUGGAAGUAGUCUCCCCUACGGAAUUCGAGGUGGUGUUAUAUCUAAAUCAAAUGGGUGUCUUUAACUUUGUGGAUGACGGCACUUUACCUGGCUGUGCGGUUUUGAAACUAAGCGACGGAAGAAAGCGAUCCAUGUCGCUUUGGGUCGAAUUCAUUACGGCUUCCGGUUACCUUUCGGCGCGCAAAAUACGUUCGCGUUUUCAGACUCUUGUUGCCCAAGCUUGUGAUAAGUGCUCCUACAGAGACUGUGUCAAAAUGAUCUCCGAGACGACAGAAGUUAAAUUAAGAAUUCGCGAAAGGUACGUUGUGCAAAUAACACCCGCGUUUAAAUGCUCAGGUGUUUGGCCCCGAUCCGCGGCUCAUUGGCCCAUACCUCACAUUCCGUGGCCCCAUCCCAAUCUCGUCGCCGAGGUUAAGACUGAAGGUUUCGACUUGUUAUCAAAGGAAAGUGUGGCGAUUCAGGGAAAACAAUCCGCAAUGGAAGGCGACGCUUGGGUGCUAUCGUUUAACGAGGCCGAAAACCGCCUACUACAAGGCGGUUGUAGGCGACGGUGUUUAAGUAUUUUGAAAACAUUGCGCGAUCGCCAUCUCGAUUUACCCGGAAACCCCGUCACAAGUUACCACAUGAAGACUUUGUUACUGUACGAGUGCGAAAAACACCCGCGAGAAAGCGAAUGGGACGAGUCCUGCAUUGGGGACAGGAUUAAUGGCAUUUUCUUACAACUCAUCUCCUGCCUACAGUGCAAACGGUGCCCACAUUAUUUCCUACCCAACUUGGACUUAUUCAAAGGUAAAUCCCCUAGUGCACUCGAAAAUGCGUCGAAACAAGUGUGGAGACUAACACGCGAAAUGUUGACGAAUACGAGGUGUCUCGAAAAAUUGUAAUCAUUCCUGUAUAUUUUCAAAAACGCGUAUAUUCGAUGUAGGCCAAAUUUGUGAUUUCAAAAAUGUCCCGGUUUCUAUCUCUUUAGUGCCAUAAUAAUUUUCAGUUGACUGUAUAUUUAUUAUAUUCGAAUUUAGUUAUUAUAUAGCGUUGCAUCAUUAUUGUUUGUAUAUUGUGUAAAUAUCAUGUUAUUUAAGUAUAAAUUAUUUUAUUUCCAACACAAUGUGAUUUACUGUUAAGUAUUUAUGGGAAUAAAAGCUUGUAU
This is a messenger RNA of Photinus pyralis (common eastern firefly), 1422 nucleotides long. Its product is annotated as protein mab-21-like. The coding region runs from base 59 to 1159 and encodes 366 amino acids. The record is from RefSeq and is a predicted model, not a curated record. NCBI's taxonomy places the organism in Eukaryota, Metazoa, Arthropoda, Insecta, Coleoptera, Lampyridae. The transcript has a single exon.